GUGUCAACAAAUGCGAUAACACAAGCAUUGCACAUAACACAGCAAUAGGCUACAGUUGUUGGAUUAGGAUGUUAAGGCUGGCAUGGCGUCGGUCGGUGUCCAAAUAUAGCCGUGUGGAGUAUAUACGCAUCUCAUCUGCAGCUUUUCUCAGAGCCGACGGUACACUGCAGAGCUCAGGAGGUAACAUCUGUAGGUUACGCACACAAAAUCCCCACCUACCAAGAUAUAAAUCACCGCUGCUACACUUCCAGCCGGCCUACUACCCCAGCUCUUCUGUUUCUAUGAGCAUGGCAUCAGGGGGUGAAGGUUCAUCAUCCAGCCCUCACAGACACACCAACAGGUUAGCAAAGGAGAGGUCACCCUACCUUCUACAGCAUGCACACAACCCGGUUGACUGGUAUCCGUGGGGAGAAGAUGCUUUUAACAAAGCAAAGCAUGAAGACAAACCAAUCUUUUUAUCUGUGGGCUACUCAACAUGCCAUUGGUGCCAUGUAAUGGAGAGGGAGUCUUUCGAGGAUGAGGAAAUUGGCAAAAUCCUUAGUGAAAACUUUGUCUGCAUCAAAUUAGACCGUGAAGAAAGACCUGAUGUGGACAAGGUCUACAUGACCUUUGUGCAGGCAACUAGUGGAGGUGGAGGCUGGCCCAUGAGUGUGUGGUUGACCCCUGACCUUCGACCUUUCAUUGGAGGAACCUACUUCCCCCCCAGAGACCAUGGAAGACGACCUGGGCUCAAAACUGUUCUCACCAGAAUAAUAAAUCAGUGGCAAAAUAACCGUACUGCUUUGGAGUCCAGUGGAGAGAGGAUCCUCGAGGCUUUGAAAAAAGGCACGGCUGUUGACGCGAACCCAGGGGAAAGUCCUCCCCUGGCCCCGGAUAUCGCCAAGCGUUGCUUCCAACAGUUGGCACACUCCUUUGAAGAAGAGUAUGGUGGCUUUAGAGAUGCUCCAAAGUUUCCUACACCAGUGAAUCUGAUGUUUCUUAUGACUUACUGGUCUGUAAACCGCUCCACCUCAGAAGGGAUUGAGGCACUUCAGAUGGCCUUGCACACACUCCGCAUGAUGGCGCUAGGGGGCAUCCAUGACCACGUGUCCCAGGGGUUUCAUCGGUAUUCUACAGAUUCCUCCUGGCAUGUCCCCCACUUUGAAAAGAUGUUGUACGAUCAGGCUCAGCUGGCUGUGGCCUACAUUAAUGCAUCCCAGGUAUCAGGCGAGCGGGUCUUUGCAGAUGUAGCUCAGGACAUUUUGCUCUACGUCUCCAGGGACCUGAGUGACAAGUGUGGAGGUUUCUACAGCGCUGAGGAUGCGGACUCUGUACCAGCGUCAGGGGGACCAGAAAAGCGUGAAGGGGCCUUCUGUGUGUGGACGGCCUCAGAGGUUCGGGAACUGUUGCAGGAUGUGGUGGAGGGUGCCACUGGAUCUGCCACACAGGCCGAUAUCUUUAUGCACCAUUAUGGGGUGAAGGAGCAAGGCAAUGUUGCUCCAGAACAGGACCCCCAUGGGGAGCUACAGGGCCAGAAUGUGCUCAUCGUUCGUUAUUCAGUCGAAUUAACUGCUGCUCACUUCGGCAUCCGCAUUGAGAAAGUCCAAGAGCUCCUGGCCUCUGCAAGGGCAAAAUUGGCAGAGGUGAGGACGAGUCGGCUCCGGCCACACCUGGACACCAAGAUGUUGGCCUCCUGGAAUGGUCUGAUGCUCUCAGCUUAUGCUCGUGUGGGGGCUGUGCUGGGGGACAAGGCCCUGCUGGAGAGGGCGACAGAGGCUGGCAACUUCCUAAAGGAGCACCUGUGGGAUGCUGAGCGGCAAACCAUCCUCCGAUCCUGUUACCGUGGCGACCAGAUGGAGGUUCAACAGAUAUUUCCACCUAUAUCUGGCUUCCUGGAUGACUAUGCGUUCAUCAUCUGUGGCUUGCUCGACCUGUAUGAGGCCACGCUGCAAACGGAGUGGUUGCAGUGGGCAGAGGAGCUGCAGCUCAGACAGGAUGUGCUCUUCUGGGACGACCAUGGCGGAGGCUACUUCUGCAGUGAUCCCACUGACAGUACUGUACUGCUGCAGCUUAAAGAAGAUCAGGAUGGAGCUGAGCCCAGUGGUAACUCUGUGUCGGCAUUCAACCUCUUGCGUCUGUCUCACUAUACUGGAAGACAGGAGUGGCUCCAGAGGUCCCAACAGCUGCUAGCAGCCUUCUCAGACCGUCUGACCCGGGUCCCCAUAGCACUGCCGGAAAUGGUCAGGGCUCUAAUGGCACAGCACUACACACUUAAACAGAUUGUAAUCUGUGGCCAGAGGGAUGCCCCAGACACCACAGGUCUUUUAGAAGCAGUCAACUCCCUCUUCCUACCACACAAAGUCUUGAUGCUUCUUGACAAUGAUGCAGACAAUUUCCUGAGCCAGCGUCUGCCUGCACUCGCCUCCAUGACCCAGCAGGGUGGUGUUGCCACUGCUUACGUCUGCCAGGACUUUACCUGUUCUCUCCCUGUCACUGACCCCCAGGAGCUACGCAGACUGCUGCUGGAUGGAACCACGGAGAUCCAAACAGAAUGAUGGUUAAAGAACUGACUGACAAAGAAUGAAUGAAAGGCUUGUAAUAUUCAAAGCCUGGACUCUUUCAAUGUGCACCCUUAGCCUAGCUUAUUUCUGCUGUUAUUGGCUAGUCAGUCAGGCUUGCAAGAAUAGAAUACUGAUGCUUAAGAGAAGAGAAAUGCUACAUGGGUAGAAGUUGUUACAGUACCAUGUUGUAACUGGGGCUUCUUCCCUCUUUAAGACCUUUAACUCCAGCCUUCUCUUGGUAGAAAGACCAGCUAAGUGUAACCUCACUUAUCAAAUCAAGUUUUUUUUUUAGCAGGCUUUAAAGAGCAAUGAAGAAAUAUGUACAUUCAGAUAGAAGUCCCACUUAUAAAACUUGUCUGGUGGUAUAGAAAUAAACUACAGACUGCUAAUAGGCACCAGCGGAAGAACACUGGGAGUAUUUUACAGAUGAACUAGUCGGCCAUGUUGUCCCCUCCUAGCGCUGAGUUCAAGUAUCACAGGGAUCUUCCAGUGGAGACCUAUAGACCUGCAAGAUUAUUUUUGAUAUCAUAAAUUAUGUAAGAUAUGUUUUUUGUGAUAUUUUUACAAUAUAGUUUUGUCUCAUCCCAGUUCGGGAAAUGUUAGCAAAAAACGAAGUACGUGUUUCCCAGCAAGUCCUAUGGAUAGAAAACCCCCACUUGUGUGCAUUCUUUUUCCUCGUCUCUUCCACCUGCAGGCUCAAUAAAGGCGUGUGAUGCACUCAAACGAA
This is a messenger RNA of Labrus bergylta (ballan wrasse), 3267 nucleotides long. It is a transcript of the gene spata20, whose product is annotated as spermatogenesis associated 20. NCBI's taxonomy places the organism in Eukaryota, Metazoa, Chordata, Actinopteri, Labriformes, Labridae. The record is from RefSeq and is a predicted model, not a curated record. Gene Ontology annotation, biological process: carbohydrate metabolic process.